AACCCAGUUAAGGAUCGGAAGUCAGGCGCUUUCGAUGAAGGCAAGGACGGCGAUCGUAGGGAUCGUGACCGAGAAAGGGAAAAAGAACCGGCGUGGAUGGAGACAUACAUCCCCGAUGACGGUGCGACUACGUUCCUUGGCCAGGGCACUACAGGAGAGGUCGACGGUAUACAGGCCUUCAAGAGGGAGCAAAGGCAGAAGGAACGCAGAGAUGCGUUAGCUGACAACUCCACUAUCUCACUUGCAGAGCCUAUGAAACCCGCGCAGGAGUCCUCAAUGAACAAUUCAUCGGAAAAUCAGCUCGACGAGAUCCAGUUGUUCAAGCUCAUGAUGAAGAGGGAGGAAGAGAGAAAGGGCUCUGAAUCUAUGCCUCUUGAGACUCCUUCGGACCCCAAUAUGGCCAACAAGCCAUCUGCUGUGGUAUCAUCAGAGUCUGCAAUAUUAGCAGGUUUUGGUGCUAUACGCCCGCCUAAACCUGAGUCGCCGGCACUUAUGAACCCAAGGACUUUUAUCCAGUCAGGUUCUCCCCUCUCGCGCAUUCAAUCCACAGAACCACGGCCUCCCAUUCCAUCAUCAGCGGAGGCAGUCGGGUCCCGCUUUUUCCCCAGUAUGCUCGCCGACCAAACCUCAAACCCUCCAGCUGCCAGGGCUCCAAAUGCUGACGCUCAAGGCAAUUUACCCGUCGGUUCACGCCUCCUUGCACUUGGCUCACGGCCAUCUCAAACAUCCAUUACGCCACUGCCUGCUCCCCAACGACCUACUUCGCGAUCUCCCGCUCCCCUACAGAAUCCGUCUAUGCAUCCCAACAAGCUCAGUGGUCAGCGCACGCCGGACCUUGGUUUCACUAACACGAUAGUACAUGGAGACCCAGGCAUCCUUCCAUCUCUAUCCCCAAGUAUUUCAGGCGGCAUACAGGCUAUGCGCUCAGGGUCUGGGCCGGUAAACAUGGAUCGCUCGGCCUUCUUACAGUCAGAUCCAAGGCAAAUGCACGGGCUGGGAGGCAGUCCUCACGACCCUGCAUCAAGUUUAGGAGGGACUGCUGCCAAAGGAAGUCGCUUUGCAAAGUUCUUCGACGAGAAGGCCCGUGAGGCUCAGGUUUCUGUUAAUCAGCAAGAACAGCUACUUGGAGGAGCCCCCAUUGCUUUGCGUCAGCGGCAGGACAUCGGCGGUAAUGGAAUCCAUGCCGACGCCCGUGCCAUGGAAGAUAUAUUUGCUAUGCUUAGCCAGUCCGCUCAGCAAGGAACGAGAUUACAUCCUACUCAGGACACGUUCAUUCCGGAUGCACGGUAUUUCAAGGGCCAUGCCAACGGCUCCAUGGUCAGUCAGCAAACGACGCCGAGUUUCCAGGGCAAUCAUUCUCGCUUGGAUUCGCUAUAUGAUAGUCGUAUGGAUGACAAGAACUUCGUUCCCGAUGGCUUGGUACCUGGGUUGCGCACGGCUCCUCCACGGCCGCGACAAAACAGUGCGGUAUACUCUGACAUGAUAGAAGAUGCUGCCCAGUUGAACGUGCAGAGAGGACCACAUCAACAACGUCUUUUGGAGCAGAUGUACGCCAACUCGAACCCCUCUAUGUAUGGUCAUCAACACAACGUUGGGCGCGGUACCAAUGCUCUUCUGCAACAACAGGCUCAGCUCCGAGGGGGACCUUCACCGAACGGCUUGCCUAACGAUGGACAAAGGCUACCCCCUGGCCUCGCUAAUUUGGGAGGUCGCCCACCUCAUGACGGUAACUUUGUGCCUCAACACAUGCUUGCGGGGGGCAACAUGAACGGGCCUUUACAGAACAACCCGUCUCCGCUUCCCUAUGGCAACUUUCCGCCAAACGGUAACAACUUUGGCGGUCAAAUGCGAGCUCCUCAUCCUGGGCACCAGCUGCCAAAUAUUCCUCAUAACCAAGCUCAGCUUCACGGUCUGGCGAACAAUUCGAACAUGUCUGCAGCACUCAGAGGGACUGGAGGGGUGGGUCAGCAAACUCAUCAGGGCCCAGGACCAAUGCUCGGAAUGCGCCAACAACCCCAGCAGCAAAUUCCACCACAUAUGCUUUCCCAAAUGUUGCCCCCACAUCUCCAGCACCAGGCCAUGGCGGUAUCGAAUAAUCAACCUGCGCACGAUCUAAUGGCCUUGUUGAUGGGUGGAAAUCGGAGAGAGUAAUAGUCUCUAUAUGCCAUGUGGCUAGCUUUGACCCUGUCUCUUCUCUUCUCUUUCGUUUCUCAUCUUUCUUUUGGACUUGGCGAUUUCUUUUUCUCACAUAAUAUUGUCUUCUGCUCCCGAUGCUUGCAAGUCUCGCAUUAAUCUAAACCCCACCACCUGGCCGCGAUCAUGAAUAUGUCUUUCGAAACUGGGAUGUCAAAGGACGUCAACCCAGCUGCGCCAUCCGCCCGUAGGGUGCGCCCGAUGACACCUAGGUGUUCGGGAAAUCAGCCUAAAGUUCGGCCAAGUUUCCGGCGACUCGGAUUUAUUUCUCCGAGCAUCUGGGUUUUGGCAGGCAUCUUCGAAUUUUUGACGAGACGAGUUUAAUUAACUGUACCAGGGUUCUAGAACAGGAACAAUCUUUACAUCUCACCAAAGCUCGAACUCAU
This is a messenger RNA of Coniophora puteana RWD-64-598 SS2, 2579 nucleotides long. RefSeq lists its product as uncharacterized. The record is from RefSeq and is a predicted model, not a curated record. Bases 97 to 2151 code for a protein of 684 amino acids. The transcript is spliced from 4 exons. NCBI's taxonomy places the organism in Eukaryota, Fungi, Basidiomycota, Agaricomycetes, Boletales, Coniophoraceae.